UAAAAAUAAAAUAAAAAAUACAUAUGUUAAUAAUUAACAAAGAAUUUAAGGUUAUUAUUAUUAUUAUUUUUAAAAAUGCAGUUGUUAGUGACCCUUCCAUAAAAUGUCGGUUGUUCUGGCUUUGGUUGUCUUUCCCGUUCUGGCCCUUCGUCUCCAACAUUUGCUCGCCGCCAUUGUUUUCGUUUCUCCUUAAAUUUGUCGAUUUUGAUGGCGUCUCUUCCAUCACAGUCCGUCCUCAAGCUUUUAAUCCUCUUUCUUCCUCCGGCAUCUUCACCUCGCGCCCGCUCUCUUCCUCGCCGUCCUUGCGGGAGGCGCCAUCGAGGUGGGGAAAGGGAAGAGGAUCGACUAUGGCGACCGCGACUUUAGCGAAUGUGACGGCGACGUGCCUGAAGCCGAUGAAGGCGACGUCGAACGGGUCGUGGCAGGGCGAUAACCCGCUCGACUACGCGGUCCCGCUGGCCAUCGUCCAGAUCUGCCUCGUCAUCGUCGUCACGCGUCUCCUCGCCUUCCUCCUCCGCCCGCUCCGCCAGCCGCGUGUCAUUGCCGAGAUCAUUGGAGGGAUCUUGCUGGGCCCAUCGGCGCUGGGGCGCAGCCAGCGGUUCUUGGACGCGGUGUUCCCGAAACAGAGCCUCACGGUGCUCGACACGCUUGCGAAUAUCGGCCUCAUCUUCUUCCUCUUCCUCGUCGGCCUGGAGCUGGACCUGCGCUCCAUCCGCCGCACCGGGAAGCGCGCUCUGAUCAUCGCCGCCGCCGGCAUCUCCCUUCCCUUCGUCAUGGGCAUCGGCACCUCCGUCGCGCUCCGCCACACCGUCGCUGAAGGCGUCCCCGGUGGCCCCUUCCUCGUGUUCAUGGGCGUCGCGCUCUCCAUCACCGCGUUCCCUGUCCUCGCCCGCAUCCUCGCCGAGCUGAAGCUCCUCACCACAGACAUUGGCCGCAUGGCCAUGUCCGCCGCCGCCGUCAACGACAUCGCUGCGUGGAUUCUCCUCGCGCUCGCCAUCGCCAUCUCCGGUUCCGGCUCUCUCUUGGUCUCUUUAUGGGUCCUGCUCGCCGGCGUUGGUUUCGUAGCUUUCGUCGCCAUCUGCGUCCGCCCCGUGCUCGAUUGGAUGGCCCGCCGCUCCCCCAGCGGCGAACCCGUUAAGGAGACGUUCAUAUGUGCCACUCUCGCGACCGUGCUCGCCGCCGGUUUUGUGACCGACACUAUCGGCAUUCAUGCGCUGUUCGGCGCCUUCAUCAUCGGGAUCUUCGUGCCCAAGGACGGUCCGUUCGCUGGCGUGCUAAUCGAGAAGAUCGAGGACAUCAUCUCCGGCCUCUUCCUCCCGCUCUACUUCGUAUCUAGCGGCCUGAAGACGAAUGUCGCUACUAUCAGCGGCGGCCAGUCCUGGGCCCUCCUUGUCCUCGUUAUCGCCACCGCGUGCAUCGGUAAGAUUGGCGGCACUAUCCUGGCCUCAAUUCUUGCCAAGGUGCCCAUGAGGGAAGCCGUGACGCUGGGCUUCCUCAUGAACACCAAGGGCCUCGUUGAGCUCAUCGUCCUUAACAUUGGCAAGGACCGCAAGGUUCUCAACGACGAGACGUUCGCCAUCAUGGUGCUCAUGGCUCUGUUCACCACCUUCAUCACGACGCCAAUCGUAAUGGCCAUCUACAAGCCGGCACGGCGGACGCCGUCAUACAAACACCGCACCAUCCUGCGGGACACUGAAAGCGAGCUCCGGGUGCUGGCCUGCUUCCACGGGAGCCGCAACAUACCCACCCUAAUCAACCUCAUUGAGUCCGCCCGCGGCAUCCGCCGCCGCGGCCUCACCGUCUACGCCAUGCACCUUAUGGAGCUCUCGGAGCGCUCCUCCGCCAUCAACAUGGCUCAUAAGGCCCGCCGAAACGGCCUCCCCUUCUGGAACCGCAAGCAGAGCGCCGACCAUGACAGCGCCGACCAGCUCGUCGUUGCCUUCCAGACCUUCCAGCAGUUGAGCAACGUCAGCCUCCGCCCCAUGACCGCCAUUUCCGACCUCCAAACCAUCCACACAGACAUUUUAAGCAGCGCCGAGCAAAAGCGCGCCGCCCUCAUCCUCCUCCCCUUCCACAAGAUGCAGCAGUUCGAUGGCUCUCUUGAUUCCAUCGGCCACGGCUACCACCUUGUCAACCAGCGUGUCCUUCGCAGCGCCCCCUGCUCCGUCGCUGUCCUCGUCGAUCGAGGCCUCGGUGGCGCUGCCCAAGUCGUCGCCAGCGAGGUCUGCUACACCGUCGCCGUCCUCUUCUUCGGUGGCCGCGACGACCGCGAGGCCCUCGCUCUCGGCGCGCGCAUGGCAGAGCACCCCGGCAUCCAGCUCGUAGUCGUUCGGUUCAUCCCCCAAGCCAUUGGCGCUAUGCUCGACGGCAACCGCGACUCCGUCAGCAUCAGGAUGGACGCCAACGAGAUCGCCGCCGACGAGGCCUACAUCGCCGAGUUUCGCAAGAAAGUGAUGGCGAACAACUCCACCAUCAAGUUGGAGCAGACGGCGGUCGGCCUGAAGUCGGACGUAGUGGCUGCCAUCAAGGCUGUGGGCCGGUGCAACCUCUUCCUGGUGGGGCAGUCGGCGCCCACGGUGGCGCUGACGGACAAGAACGACUGCCCUGAGCUGGGGCCGGUCGGAAACUACUUGGCAUCGUCUGAAUUCUCGGCUACUUCCUCCUCGGUCCUCGUCAUCAAGCAGUACGACCCGGCGGCGAACCCGGUCGUUCCGGCGGAUGACGGGGCAGAGAUCUACGACGACCCCGACACGCCCAGGACGCCUUUCGUCAAGUAGAAGCGGCUCGGUAUCACUCUCGCUCACCUCCAGGCUUUGCGUCUGCUGUUUUGGGAUUAACUCAGUGUACACUUCCAACAAAUUCCCUGUGAAGAACAUUUUGAAAA
Zingiber officinale is the source of this 2884-nucleotide messenger RNA. RefSeq names its product cation/H(+) antiporter 19-like. The transcript has 3 exons. NCBI's taxonomy places the organism in Eukaryota, Viridiplantae, Streptophyta, Magnoliopsida, Zingiberales, Zingiberaceae. The record is from RefSeq and is a predicted model, not a curated record. Gene Ontology annotation, cellular component: membrane; endomembrane system. Gene Ontology annotation, molecular function: antiporter activity. Gene Ontology annotation, biological process: regulation of pH; proton transmembrane transport. Bases 24 to 2777 code for a protein of 917 amino acids.